Molecule: messenger RNA, 3838 nt
Organism: Tetranychus urticae (two-spotted spider mite)
Lineage: Eukaryota; Metazoa; Arthropoda; Arachnida; Trombidiformes; Tetranychidae
Gene: Lap1
Product: leucine rich repeat containing protein 7 lap1
Biological process (GO): establishment or maintenance of epithelial cell apical/basal polarity; neurotransmitter receptor transport postsynaptic membrane to endosome; cell-cell adhesion
Cellular component (GO): postsynaptic density; adherens junction; basolateral plasma membrane
Molecular function (GO): protein kinase binding
Source: RefSeq, a predicted model, not a curated record
GCACUACGUUGCCUUGACAGCAUUCCCUUUUAAAUCUGUGUAUGACUUCAAAACUAUAUUGCAGUAGGUAAAUUGAAUCGUUAUAAACUGUUUUGUUUGAAAUUGUAAAUGAAUCUGUUAACAAUGAAUCUCGGCGGGUUGAAUUAUUGAAUGAUUCCUUAACAGUUGGAUUAUUCAAUAAUAUUAAUGAUGGCUGGAUGGUUACCUAUUUUUGUGAACUAUUGGUUGUUGAUUUGAAAUAUAGUUUUCAUUGGUAAUUGUUGUUACAUUUACACCUUUUUAUAUUUUAUAUGAUUCCUGACUCUGUGCACAUUAUGCUGUUAUUUGGAUUUAAAUUGGCCACUAUUUAAAGAUCUCUAUUUAUUUGCUUGUUUACCUGAAAACAUGACCUCUUGGAAAGAUUGGAAACAUUGCUCAUGUUUAAGACCCUGUUUUGUUUACUGUUUGAAGCCUUGCUUCUCGUCAUUAGGAGAAGAGUAUGGCUUCAAAGACUGUAAACAUUUAGAUUUUAGCCAUUGCAAUCUUAAAGAAGUGCCGGACGAAGUGUUUUCACUUGAAAGAACUUUGGAAGAACUGUUACUCGAUGUUAAUUCUAUCCGUGAUUUACCCAGAGUUGUUUUCCAUUGCACUGGUUUAAAAAAAUUAUCAAUUUCUGACAACGAGAUUGAAACGUUACCAAACGCCAUAUCCUCUUUGGUUUAUUUAGAAUAUCUCAACUUAAGUCGAAACAGUCUAUUAGUUAUUCCAGAUGGUAUCAAGUGUUGCAAGUGCCUUAUUGUUCUAGAUUGCAGUGUUAAUCCAUUGGGUAAAGUUCCUGACUCGUUAACGCAGUUAAUCAAUCUUCAAGAGCUUUAUCUGAAUGAUACAUUUUUGGAAUACUUGCCGGCCAAUUUUGGAAGGUUAUCACGUUUACGGAUUGUUGAAUUGAGAGAAAAUCAUAUAAAAAUUUUACCUAAAUCGUUUCAACGCUUAAUCAAUUUGGAAAGAUUGGAUAUUGGUCAAAAUGAAUUAGCUGAAUUUCCCGAGGUGUUGUGCAAUCUGACUAAUCUUCAAGAACUCUGGAUCGAUGGUAAUCGUAUUUCAUCUCUGCCCGAGACACUUGGAAAUUUAACGAACUUGACUUAUUUAGACGCCAGCGAAAAUCGGAUAGUUGCUGUAGCCUCCAACAUUGCUGCAUGUCAUAAAUUGACUGACCUGCUACUUUCAGGUAACAAAAUUGUUGAACUUCCUGAGACUUUGGGUAGCUUGAAAUAUCUUACUUACCUAAGAUUAGACGAUAAUAAAUUGACCAGUUUACCGCAAUCUAUUGGAGGACUUUCUUCUCUUCAAGAAUUUGUGAUGAGUAAUAAUUAUAUUCAAUCCCUUCCCAAGAAUAUUGGUUUCUUGCGGAAUUUGCACAGUCUUAUAAUGGACUGCAAUAAAUUCAAAACACUACCAGAUACCAUUUGCAGUUGCAGUAAAUUAAGACUACUUUCAGUUGCUAGCAAUGAUCUAUCAGAACUUCCUGAUGAUAUUGGUCGUUUAAGUAAUCUAAAAGUAUUAAACCUGCGGAACAACCAGCUUAAAUUUUUGCCUUACAGUUUUGCUAAUAUUACCAACUUACGUACACUUUGGCUGUCAGAUAAUCAACAAAAGCCGAUUAUGAAAUUGCAAACUGAUACCGAUGAAAUUACCGGUAAAAAGGUGUUGACUUGUUUUCUUCUUCCUCAACAAGCGCCUUUUAAUCCUGAUGAAGCUUAUUUGAGUGAUCAUGAUGACCCUUCAUCAUCAUCUAAAGGUGAAUCAAAAAUGUACAACUCGGAGAGCAGAAUUAAAUUUUACUCUGCUAGUGGAGAAAUUGAUGAGAAAGAUGACCAAUUUAUAAGUAAACUAGUUCGUAAUCCCACACCUUAUCCGAAAGAACUUAAAGCUCAUGCUAGACAUGCAAGGAACUUGGCAUUGAAACGUCGAGAUUCAUUUGGUAAUGGAGAGGAUGAUGAUUUUCGACCUAAAGAAACUUUAUAUCAACAACCAUCAAACUCAUCUAAAGGACCAGAUAGAGCUAGUCAUACAGAAAUCAAAGAGGCAAAAUUAACCAAAGCCUCAAAAUGUGACCGAGAAUCAUCAGUUCCAAAGAGUGAAUUAAAUUAUGAAAGUCAACAAACAUCUGAUCAAUAUCAUCAAUACCCUGCCAUCAAUCAGGAAGAACAAACAAUGCUUUUAAAACAAUCAAAUUCACCAGUAACUUUUGAAAAUCGUGAUUCCCCCUCACUUAACAUUGCGACUCAAAAUCGAAACACAGCCAAUCCACCAAUUAUCACCGACCAUCCAAUUGUUGAAAGCAAAAUGAAUUUUUAUCCACAAUUUCCAUCAUCGGCAAAUGAAUGUUAUUCAAUGGUUGUUGAUCAACAAAAUCGGCCAGUGACAAUUUACAAUAAUAACUCAGUUGAAAAUUUGCUUUCAAAUUAUCAAGUCAAUCUGUCUAGCCAAGAAAAUUCUCGAUCUAAUCAUCAAUCACCGCCAUCAUCUUUAUCACCACCUUCAUGUAAUCAACAUCAAACGUUGGAAAAACAAUUACUUAUGAGAACAGCAGGUUAUUCUGUACAAAGAGAAACACCAUCAUCUCAUCAUGCUUCAUACUUCCAAGAUAAUUCUUCAUCAAGUAAUCCAUUAAUUGGAUUGAAUGAGGCUAAUCGUUCAUCUAUUAAAAAUCUUUCCUCGCACAGUAAUGUCAGUGGUUCUGUUGGUGGUGAAAAUAAUGGAGCCCAUAUAUUAAAUUUUUCUGGACCAGAAAACAAGGUUUCUUAUCGUAAUCAUGAUUUACACCAAACUCUCUCUCAAAAUCAAAACUUACCCAUCUCGUCAGAAGAGGCCAAAAGGAUUCAUAGUUCGUCAACCACCAACCCAUCCACUAGUCAAAUUGUUCACCAAUCUUUACGACAUUUAUCCAAUGAUGCCAUAAACAAUCAAUUAUCAAAGAUAAUGCUGAAAACGUCCACAUCAAUAACACCUAAUAAAAUAACACCAUUCAAUGAGAGCGAUAAAUUUUUUGAUAAAAAAUUUACUUGUUUACCACCAACGGCCACUUCUACCAACCAAUAUAGAUACAUUAGUUCACCAGCCCAAGUAAUUUAUCAACAAUUCUCUAUGGGUCUUGAUCAAUUGCCAACAAAUCACAAAACCCAUGCCCUUUACCACCAAAAUAAUUCACCAACAGCAAUGAAUCCAACGUCAACCACAAAUCAACAAAGUCAUCUUUAUAAUCAACACAAAUCUUCACGAAAUGAAAGCUCACUCAUCAGUGGUCAAGAAUCAUUCAUUCCCAUAUCUCCUCAACCAACCGAUAGCUUGUUGACAACAACAACUAAUUCCAGUGGAAGUUAAUGAUCUUUCAUUCAAAUAAUGUUAUUAAUUGUGCUUAAAAUUUCAUCUUGCAUUUAUUAUAUUAUAUUUUCAUUUCUCCUCUCAUUCCUUUUGAUUCUACUUAAUGAACAGAAAAUGUUCAAUUAUGAUUUAUCCUAUUAAUUUAUUUUGACUUUAUUUUUUACUGUUUUGUUUAAAAUUUCCCUCCAACAUUUGUACCCAGUAAAUUAUGUUUAUUUAACUUCGAGAUUUUUUUCAUCAUCUAAAAAUAAGUUAAUCACUGCACUUUGUGAAUUGAUCACUACAUUUUCACUUAAACAACAAAAAGAUCAAAACACUCUUAUAUUCUAAUCGAAGAAAAACUGAUAAUCAGCAAAUUGAAUUUGCGAGAAAAAUUCAUCUUCUAUCAAUCUGAUUGACUUUAAUUUCACGUUAAUUGAUCGAUUAAUAAGUCAACGAAGAAAAUAACUUGAAUAAAAUCAAAUAAUCUAUUCAA